GCUGUGCUGUGGCUGCUCCACGCUACUUUUUAUUCCCAGGAUGCAGAAUAGUCAUAAAUUGUAGCUCCUCUGCUUGGAAAGGCUGUGAUCAUAAUAAAGACGUCACCCUCUCCAGCUCGGGUUGGCUCAACCAAGCCAAGUGCGCAGCUAUUUGCGAGCGACCACAACAACAACCUCGAGCAGCAUGCCCAUGGAUCACGCUGGGAUUUCUCUGAGAUCCCCACGCCGCUUGGAGACGACAUUUGCGUCAGAUCCACUGCAAAGACACCCUUAGAUCGCUCUGGAUCCCCCCCACCCUCCCAAAAAAAAGAGCACGGACGGAUUUGAUAGCGUCGCAUGCUGCUGUCGCAACCAACGGGACGCAAGACGUGGAUUUGAAGAAUCAUGGAGGACGCAGUCUCUGCAGCCUCAGCAGCCUCAGCCUCUGGCGCCACCGUUGCACCAUCAGCUCCAAGACCUCAGCUUUGCUCCUUUGCCCCUACCCGCAGCCUGUUGGAGUGGAGACGCAGGGUUAAGUCAGAGUACAUGCGCCUCCGCCAAUUAAAGCGCCUUAAAAAAGCAGAUGAGGUCAAGGCCCUGUUCAUGUCCAACCGCCAAAAGAUUGACCAGCAGACAAAUCUCCUGAACACAGAGUGGUCCAAGCUUAGGAUUCAGACCAUCCCUCUGUCAGUUCCUGGUGGAGCUUUGGCCAAUAAGAAGAUGUGUACUGUGGAGUUCGGCUUCCCAGAAUUCAAAGCUCAAGCCAUUGCCAUGAGACCGCUGUCAACCGUGGCGGGGAUUCCCUUCAUGUACUCUUGGUCACCUCUGCAGCACAACUUCAUGGUGGAGGAUGAGACGUUCCUCCACAACAUCCCCUACAUGGGUGAUGAGGUGUUGGAACAGGAUGAAGCCUUCCUGGAGGAGCUCAUUGACAACUAUGAUGGUGUCCAUGGCGAUAGAGAGGGGGGCUUCAUCAGUGACGAGAUCUUUAAAGAGCUAGUGGAUGCCUUGAGCCAGUAUUCUGACCAUGAGGAGGAAGAAGAGGAGGAAGCAGCAGCAGCUGCAGCAGCAGCGGCAGCAACAGCAGCAGCAACAGCGGCGGAGGCUGCAGGCAAGAAAGAGGAAGAGAGGAUGAUGAGGAGGAGCUCGGUGGAGGGUUCAGAAGAGACUAAAAGUGGAGCAUUCAUCAGGAGGAAAAGGAAAAGUACAACCGAGGUGAGAGAUUUGACCAACAGUAAGAGGAUCCCCAGCGAUAAGAUAUUUACAGCCAUCGCGUCAAUGUUCCCCUACAAAGGCACCACAGAGGAGCUGAAGGAAAAGUACAAGGACCUACUGGAGCCCCCCAGCCCGGUGAAGCUGCCUCCGCUCUGCACCCCCAACCUGGACGGACCUUUUGCAAAGUCUGUGCAAAGGGAGCAGUCGCUGCACUCCUUCCACACGCUCUUCUGCCGACGGUGUUUCAAAUACGACUGUUUCCUCCACCCUUUUCGAGCUACACCCAAUGUUUACAAGAGGAAAAGUAAGGAGAUCCGCAUGGAGACUGAACCAUGCGGUGUGGACUGCUUCCUGUUAGAGAAAGGGGCUAAGGAAUUUGUGGAUCAGAAUAUGUUAAGGUCACAGAAGUCUCGCAGGCGGCGGCGGCAGCAGCGUCACAUCAGCUCCAGUUGUCCUGGACCAUCUGGGUCAGCCGAAGAAGCCAAGGAGGGUGACAGUGAUCAUGAAACCACAUCCUCCUCAGAAGAGAAUUCUCGGUGUCAGACACCCACCAAGCUGCGUCCAGCAGAUGAUGACGGCGAGCAGCAGCAGGCGUGCAGCGUGGCCCAGUGGAGUGGGGCCGAGGAGUCUCUCUUCAGGGUGCUGCACGGCACAUACUUCAACAAUUUCUGCUCCAUCGCUCGCCUGAUUGGUACCAAGAACUGCAAGCAGGUGUACGAGUUUGCUGUGAAAGAGGUUCUGAUCCAUCGCAUUCCUUUGGAGGACGGAGGCAUUUUGCCCCAAAAGAAGAAAAGGAAACAUAGGUUAUGGGCAAAGAUCCAGCUAAAGAAAGAUAACUCGUCCAAUCAGGUGUACAACUAUCAGCCAUGUGACCACCCGGACCACCCGUGCGACAGCUCCUGCCCAUGUGUCAUGACGCAGAAUUUCUGUGAGAAGUUCUGCCAGUGUGAGCACGAGUGCCAGAACCGGUUCCCGGGCUGCAGGUGUAAGACUCAGUGUAACACGAAACAGUGUCCCUGCUACCUGGCUGUGAGGGAGUGUGACCCAGAUCUGUGCAUGACCUGUGGUGCUGCAGACCACUGGGACAGCAAAGUGGUGUCCUGCAAGAACUGCAGUAUCCAGAGAGGCCUGAAAAGGCACCUGCUGCUGGCUCCAUCAGAUGUUGCCGGGUGGGGUACCUUCAUCAAAGAAUCUGUCCAGAAGAACGAGUUCAUCUCCGAAUACUGCGGCGAGCUGAUCUCUCAGGAUGAAGCCGACCGACGUGGAAGGAUCUAUGACAAAUACAUGUCUAGCUUCCUUUUUAAUUUGAACAAUGUAGACUUUGUAGUGGACGCAACGCGGAAGGGGAACAAAAUCCGCUUCGCAAAUCACUCAGUCAAUCCCAACUGCUAUGCUAAAGUGGUGAUGGUGAACGGAGACCAUCGUAUUGGCAUCUUUGCCAAGCGAGCGAUCCUGCAAGGAGAAGAGCUCUUCUUUGACUACAGGUAGAGUCACGGGGCCUUUUCGUGACUCUCCAUCAGUUUGAAAAUACAGUCAAGCCGAUGCCCUUAAGUACGUGGGAAUAGAGCGGGAGGUGGACCUGACUUAGCUUUGGGAACCAUCUCCCUCUGCACCCUUCCAUGACCUUCUCAAACCACCCACUCAAGCUUUUAUUCCUCUGCUGUCACAUCUUGCUGACAAGUGUCUCUCAACGGUCACUGUCUCUACCAUCUUUUCUACACUUCCUGCUGUUUGUAGGUGGUCCUGCUGUACAAGCAUCACGCCACCUCCAUCCGUGACAGCGAUCAGCCUCCCUCUCAUCCAUCUAUGUACAAGACUCUAUACGCCGAGCUUACUAAACUAUUGAAAAUGGAAAUAUUGCUAAUUCAUAUUGCUUUCCGCACAAAAGAAAAUCAUGCUUUUGUUUUGUUUUUGUUUCUUGUCAAAGGAAAGAUGCCACAAUUACUCAUUAUAUAGCGUGUUACUCUCAGUAGUCUUAUUUCUGAACUUGUAGACCGGCUUUAGUUUGACAUCUCGGUAAGUUAUGCAAGCUUAUACAGCAUAUCUAAUGAUGAUCCGUCAAAUGCAUGCUCUGUCUUUUCUCAAACCAUUCACAAACGUGUGAUUAGCUUCAGUCAGACAGGCGCUGCUCCUGUUGCAGUAUCGUAACUGGAGGUAUGCUGGGCUGCAUGUUGUGUUUCUCUGUCAACCAUUUCAGCAGUCAGUGCCACAUCUCUGUGGUUGAAAUAAUAAUAAUAAUUAAGCAUCUUUAUCAUUGUUUUACAAAAGAAAAAAAAGGCAAACUAGAUGAGAAACCGACUGACUGAAUGUAACGUGUAGAAGACUCACGCUUCUUUUCGUCCUACACUUUAUUUUAUCGAUGGUACUCGGAGCAAAGUACACAAAACAGUUGACGUGUUUACGUGAUUGCACCUUUUUUUUGGAAAAUAAUUGAUGAAUAAAAUAGUCACAGAUUAAUCGUCUUCCUUUUAAAAAGAAGGAAAAAGUGCCAAAUUAUUCCUGUCAAGAGAGGUGGUCUUGUCAAGAGUAUGACAAUGACAGAAGUAAAAAUUAUCAGUGUUUGACCAAAUGUUUUGGUCUCCUACACGUGAAUGUUAAAACACCGUUUCUCAUGUUUUCUUUAUUUGUUCAUUUUGACAUUUAUUACAUCCUCCGUACUACAUCUGUUGAUCUUCACAUUUAAAGCCCAAUUUUAAAUGAGAUCUUUCUCAGUAGAGCAGAAAACGAUGGAUUUCAAUGCUGUUUAUAGUGUAUGCCUAUAAAAAUAAAAGUUUAACUUUAUACAUUAGAAAUGUUCUCCCUGUCCUCAUGUGUGUUAACUGCGUCAGACUGCAACAUUACGAGCUCCUGAUGUAAAACGACAUGCCGAUAAGUUCAUUCAAGCUUCUUUUAUUGAGAUGACAGUUUGGCUUUGCCUUGGUUUUACACAGUCAUGGUCAUUUACAGUGAAAUUAUUACAAAACAAACAACAGAAAUCCUCCCAAAAUAAA
Molecule: messenger RNA, 4184 nt
Organism: Cololabis saira (Pacific saury)
Lineage: Eukaryota; Metazoa; Chordata; Actinopteri; Beloniformes; Belonidae
Gene: ezh1
Product: enhancer of zeste 1 polycomb repressive complex 2 subunit
Exons: 20
Coding region: 385-2682 (765 amino acids)
Biological process (GO): chromatin remodeling
Molecular function (GO): histone H3K27 methyltransferase activity; protein binding
Source: RefSeq, a predicted model, not a curated record